AUGGCUGCAGUUCAGGCUAAAAAGUAAGUUAAUUAAUUAUAUUGUAGUAGACAUUUAUUGUUUUUGAUUUCUUAAAUUGUGGGAUUUUGUUAUUUUUAGUUGUUGUUUGUUUUGUAAAGCCAUGUUUUGCCCAACUUAAUGGUUUGUUAUUGAUAUAAAGUCAAGAAUAUAUCGUUUUUUUAUAAAAAAUAUUGUUUUAGACGAAAAACGAGCACAUUAGAGGUAAUGUGUCGUAUUAAGCCGUUUAAUGGCCAACAUCCUUCAGUUACGAUUGUUGAUGAGGAAAAAGUAAAGCUGGUUCCACCUCCAGAUGCUCCAUUGGGACGGCAUGGUGAAGUCAGGGUAUGUUUUUGAUACUCGUUUGUGGUUUUAGGUAUCUUUGAAGAAAGGCUGUUUAAACUUUGAUAUAAUGUUAUACAUUUUGUAAAAACGGUUUUACAAAAAAAGGAUGUAUGUUAUAAUAAAGCUAUUUUUUUAGUCAGAAAGUUUGUACAAGUUCAACCAUGUUUUUGAACCGUUCGAAUCUCAAAGAGCUGUUUUUGAGAAAGCUGGUUUGGAUUUGGUCGAAAAUCUGGUAAAUGGUCAGAACUCGCUUUUGUUCACAUAUGGAGUUACUGGUAGUGGAAAGACCUUCACCAUGGCUGGAAGUGGAGUAGGUGACAAUUGUGGUAUUAUUCCAAGAUCAGUAGAUGUUCUCUUUAAUUCGAUCAAGAACCAAGCUGAUAAGUGUGUUUUUGCUCCAAACGGAAGAAACGGCUUCUAUGUGAGAAGUCCUGAUGAGGCAUUCUUAGCUAGAGAAGCGUAUUGUCUAGAAUAUUCGAUAUCUGAAAGGAUUAUGGAGUCGAAAAAGGUAAAUUUUGUGCUUUUGUUUAGGUUUAGGUAACAAAUCUUUGUAAAGAAACAUUUUUUGUUUGGAAAAUUAAAUCUGGGUUUACUAUUUUAUUUAAAAAAUUAUUUGUUUUCUUUAUGUUUCGUUUUUAGGUCUAUGGUUUUAAAAACGAUAUGAUGUGCAGUGUCUUCGUAUCUUACGUUGAGAUUUACAAUGAUCAAUGUUAUGAUCUGUUGGAUAGCUCGUUGGGUGCAAACAGAUUAAACAUGACUAAAGCUAUCAGAACAGAUGCAAAUGGUAUUAAUUUUGUUGAAAAAGUAUGUGAAGUUGAAGUGACAUCAAGUGAUGAAGUUAUCGAAGAGUAUAUCAAAGGUAGGUUAAUAUAACUUUAUCUAUGCAGCUACUGUAUAAAGAAAUUAAUAAUUAUAUUUCGUCAAAGAAAUAGUAUUUAGUAAGCGUUAUCAUUGGUUUAUGAUAAUAUUUUCAGCACAAGAACGAAGAUCUGUAGCUAAAACGAUGUUGAACGAGACCAGUAGCAGAUCGCAUUCAGUGUUCACAAUCAAGCUGGUUCAAGCACCAAUCGAUGAACACAAUAUGGAAGUGAAACAUCCAGUUAUGGACGAGAAUAUGAUUGUUGUGUCACAAUUGGCAUUGGUCGAUUUGGCUGGUGCUGAGCGGACAAAAAGAACAGAGAAUCAAGGUCAACGACUGGUAGAAACUGGCAAAAUUAACCAAAGUUUAUUGGUGUUGAGGAGAUGCUUCGAACAGUUGAGGUAGGCCCAGGGUAAAAAAGGUAUUGAGAGGGGUGAUAAUUUUAUUUUGGACAUUGUUAUUGGUAUGAUAUUGAUUUUGAAGAGUAGUUAUGUUGUUGUAGGUAAUGUUGAUAUGAGAUAUGAAGCUUUUUAGAAGCUUUUUGUUAAUGUAGAGUAAUGUUUAAAUUUCAGAGAAAACCAAAAACGGGCAGGAAAUCCCCAGCCAGUGAAUUACCGUGAUCAGAAGCUGACCUUCUUAUUCAAGAGUUACUUCGAAGGUAAUGGUAAAAUCCGAAUGAUCGUAUGUGUCAAUCCAACUCCAACAGAUUAUGAGGAAAAUAUUGUAAGUUGCUCACCAUAAAACAGCUGCCUUAGAAAAUAAAUGUCUUUUUGUGCUUUUUAUUACCUAAAAAAUUUCAGUUUGUCAUGAGUUUUGCGGAACUUGCUCAGAACGUUGAUGUCGCUGAACAAAUGGCUGUGCCAUUGUUGUGCGACAUGGCAAAUCAACGAUACAGUCGAAGAGAAGUGAACAGAUGGUAUAUGGAGAUGGAUGAUAAGUUGGCUCAAGUCUCAUCAAGGAUGGACGUCUUCAAACGAGCUCCACCAAUCAAGUUACGAGAUAUUGACGAUGAUGAAUGUCUUGUAAAGCUGCGAGAGUUUUAUACCGAAGCUGAGAGGACGAGAGCUAGCCAAAUUGCUGUCAUUAAGACUCAUGGUAAGUAUAGGUUUAUUGUUAUAGAAAGGAGUUGAGGCAAAGUUAAGGAAAAGCUUAUUUUAUAGGUUACUUUGUGGUAAAUAUAGGGUAAUAUUUUUGUUAUUGGUUAAGUUGCUGGUUUACAGUAUUUAUUUGAAUAUUUACAGAGGCUGACUUAAAGAAAAUGAUGUUGGAGAGGCUAUGCUCAGCAGAUCUUGACAAACGGUUAUUGGAAGAACGAGAACAAGAGAUUGACGAACUCCGAGAAUGUAAUUCAGGCGUCUGUAAAGAAAGAAAUCGUCUUAAGGUAAUACCAAAUUUUAAUUAAAUUUAUGGAAAAGUUUUAAUGUUGUUUUAAAAAUUGCAUUUUUAUUACCUAACGUAAUGCUUAACAAAUAUAAAAAUUUCAGAGAGAACUAAACAAGCUACAAUUAAAACUGGGCAAAUACGAAAGUGAAGUUAAGAACCAACGACGAAGAGAUGAAGACGAACGAAGAAGACACAUGGAACAGUCAGAAGCCCUGAUGAAGCAACGAGAGACCAUGAAGACGAUUGUCGCUGGUCUUAACAUCCCACCAUCAGCUCCGUCCUCGGCCUCAUCGACCGGUCGAGUAGCACAACUAACCACAAUGUUCUCAGACCAAGAAAACAAACCUCCGACUGGUAAAACGAAACAAUUCGUACGAGGAGCUGGAGGACAAUACAAUCCAACAAGUAAUCUGGCCAAUCGAGGUCGAGGUGUAGCCAACAAUCGCUACGGCAAAGCCCAAAGAAGGUCGAGGAGUCUGGGAGGGAGGGUUUUGAAUCAUCAACCGCUUAAUAAAAUACCGACUGGCACUGUUUUCCAACCAGAUUUUCCCAACAACACUAAGCAUACGACCAAAGUAAAGCCGCAGGACUUUAAAGGAUGCACCGAUUAUGUUAUUACUAACCAAAAUGUGGACGAGGGAGGCAACUUGAUGACACAGCAUUAUAAGGUAAGUAUUUGAUUGACAAGUUAAGAUACGUUUUCGGCCAUAAAAAUGUAUCGCUGAUACUAUUGUAGCCUUGAAUGGAUAAGAAAGCUUUAAAAACAACAAGGGAUUGUUUUCUUUACUAAAUCUAGGGAUUUAAAGUUAUAAAAUAUAUUGUUUAAGGGUGACAUAGUACCAACUGCCGGCGGAGGCCACGCCGUGAUGUUUCGAGACGUGGAACGACUAACCCAAGAAAGCCCCUGA
Messenger RNA from Bursaphelenchus okinawaensis, 3492 nucleotides. Lineage: Eukaryota; Metazoa; Nematoda; Chromadorea; Rhabditida; Aphelenchoididae. The record is from the annotation of a GenBank genome assembly.